Messenger RNA from Strongylus vulgaris, 236 nucleotides. The record is from the annotation of a GenBank genome assembly. Lineage: Eukaryota; Metazoa; Nematoda; Chromadorea; Rhabditida; Strongylidae.
AUGCAGAAAUUCAAGUUAAAAACCAGAGUAUCAAAUUUAGAAAAUUUCACCGAAACUGGAGGAGCUUUGAAUUCUUGGUUAAAGGCAAAUGCAGGCAAGGUAGAGGUGAAGGACAAAUUAAGUAUGUGCCUUGGUGCAGCACAAGCAGUAGAAUAUCUUCAUGCAAAUCAUUGUAUGCACAGAGAUUUAGCAGCAAGAAACUGUCUAAUCACUAAAGACCGAGUUGUAAGUUGACA